Molecule: messenger RNA, 1539 nt
Organism: Ostrinia furnacalis (Asian corn borer)
Lineage: Eukaryota; Metazoa; Arthropoda; Insecta; Lepidoptera; Crambidae
Product: geranylgeranyl pyrophosphate synthase quemao
Exons: 6
Coding region: 95-736 (213 amino acids)
Biological process (GO): isoprenoid biosynthetic process
Molecular function (GO): prenyltransferase activity
Source: RefSeq, a predicted model, not a curated record
CGACAUACAAGACAAUUCCAUCCUCCGGCGGGGUAUCCCAGUGGCCCAUUCCAUCUACGGCGUGGCUAGCACAAUCAACGCAGCUAACUACGUCAUGGUCAUAGCUUUGGAGAAGAGCCUGGAGUUGGGUCAUCCUUUGGCCACUGUGGUGUAUACCGAGCAAUUAUUGGAACUGCACAGAGGGCAAGGUCUAGAAAUCUACUGGAGGGACAACUUCCAAUGUCCGUCUGAAGAGGAGUACAAGGAAAUGACCAUCAAAAAAACCGGCGGGCUUUUCAUGCUUGCCAUAAGACUGAUGCAGCUGUUUAGCGACAACAAGUCUGACUUUAGCCGGUUGGCGGCCAUCUUCGGCUUGUACUUCCAGAUAAGGGAUGACUACUGCAACUUAUGCUUACAAGAGUACUCAGAGAACAAAAGUUACUGCGAGGAUCUGACUGAAGGCAAAUUCAGUUUCCCCAUCAUCCACGCCAUAAGGAACCAGAAGGGCGACAACCAAGUGCUUCAUAUACUCCGCCAGCGGACUCGCGAUGUAGAAGUGAAGCGAUACUGCAUAUCGCUUCUAGAACGACUGGGCAGUUUUGCGUACACCCGUGAUACGCUCACCGAGCUCGAUGCACAGGCUAGGGCUGAGGUGGCAGCACUGGGCGGCAACCCUUACUUAGAAGCGCUCCUCGACGACCUCUUGAGCUGGCGGCGAGACAAACAGCACGACGACACCCUCCCAAACAACAUUUAAACUACCCUCAAAACUUCGUUUCGCUUGAAUCAUUUCUUCUAGCAUAAUAUUAGAGGUUAGUAUUAACUUAAAUACCUCUUUGAAAUCAGAUUAUGGUAGAUUAGCCCCAUCCUACGGCCGGGUAAAUAAUGUGCAAGUUUAGUAACAAAGACUCAUAUUAUUAUGUGUAAAGAUAUGAGAUUACGACCAAAUUGCAAUAUUGCCGGUACUCGUUUGUCAUGUCAUAAAGAAGUAUAGAUUAAGGAUUCUUUUUAAUUAAAGCAGUCAAAGUUACAAGGCUUGAAACAUUCGUAUUUGAACUCCAGUUAAAAAUUUAAAAUUCAACCUCAAUGGUGGUUUAUUGUUUGGUUUUUCACUAAAAGCAUUGGGUCCAAAUGUUUGUUUAUUUUCUCUCGAAUGAACAAUGUAGAAUAACAUGAGGCAUAGACUUCUGUCCGCAAAAAAUAUUGCGAGACACAUUACACGCUCAAAAAUUGUGUUACAAAUAUAUUCAGAUAUUGACAGCCGAUAGUCAAGUUUCAUAUUAACAUAAUAAUAAAAAUGUAAAUUGGAAUAUGAUUGUCAGUAGAUAACCGGGUGCCAGGAUCCUUGGAUAAUAAUAAGUUCACAAUGUUGGAAAUUCCGUAGCUAAUUUUCACUUGUUAAAGUGUUUUUCUGUAGAUGUUUGUUGUUACAAGAUUUUUCUUAAUGUGUAAACUUCUCAUUGUACUGUUUAACAUGUGUAUUGUGUAAUUUGUUAGUUAAUUGAUUUUACACGAAUCAUUAUUUGUCAUAUUAUUUAUUCUCAUGAUACUAAAACAUUA